CUGGUGCAGGCAUGAGUACAACAUUCAAUUUUCAGUUGUAUAUGUAACUAUAGCUCGCUACGCACUUUUUUAUACACAACGGUUUAGAGGCCUAAAAUUUAGAGUUGGCUAAAUCCAACUAUACUGAAUCCAGCUCUAGCCUACAGGAAAAAAAACAACAGUUUUCUGAGACAUUUCUUGUUUUAAAAGAUACUUUCACAUAAAAAGGUGAUUAAACCAAAAGUUUUGAUUGGCACACCAUUGUCCAUAAAUUGAACACAAGCAGGUACGUGUGUGAUUGGGAUUGUACUUAGUAUAAAGUAGAACCAACAAGAAAAGAAGUCUAGCUAGCCAUUAGCUAGCUAUAGCUAGUAGUACACAGAGGUAGACAACAGUUGUCAAGCAACAGUAUCAGUCUGAAACAAAUGUGAGUAUGUGAAGGUGAAUCGCGCUUCUAGAGUGCUCGACGGGUAGAGCUAUAUAUUAUGUGUGUCAGGUUCAAUAAAAUACACGGUACUUUUGUACGACUUUAAGUUUCAUGUUAAACAAUCAUCAGGUACAAGUUACCAAAUAUUUCUAGGUCCCUGAGUUUAAGAUUAAAAUGCCUGUUUACCAAGAUCCAGAUUGUACAGUGUUUGUGUCAAAUGUUGAAGGGAGGGUUACUGAAGAACAUCUGUGGGAACUUUUUUUACAGGCUGGACCAUUACGAAAUGUACACAUCCCAACAGACAGAGGUACUGGGAAAAAUAAGACAUUUGCGUUUGUAACUUUCCGGGAUGAGUGCUCUGUACCGUUUGCAUGUGAGCUAUUUAAUAAACUUAUGUUAUAUAAAAAACCAAUUUAUUGUAAACCUACAAAAGACAGCAAACACGCAGCAUCUACAGGCACACAAUUUACUACCCCAGAAAGACCACUUGAUAUAAAUCAAUCAUUUGGAAGAUAUGAUGCACGCAAUACCCCAAGCGAGUCACCUCAGACACCCAAUGAACAUGUAAACACCCGUCCCGAUUAUAGUAACAAAAGAGGAUACAACUCAUAUGAAAGAAAAGAUUUUCACAGACCGUAUGAUUCAAGAAAUAUGAAUGGGGGUCAUUUUUCAAAUGAACGUGAGAAUUUUUCUAAUAGUUAUAACGAUCGUGGUAAUAGAGGAAGGUAUGAUAAUCAUUCGAGGUUGAAUGGUGGUGACUAUCAUCGUGAUAAUCAGAGAAAUAUGACACCAAAUAGUCCUGACGUAAACAUAAAUCCACUUCUUUUGGAAGCUGUCAGUCGGUCUAUUAAUCACCUCCGCCAGCAAGGUGGUCAAGGACGUUCACCACAAAAUAACCAAUCUCAUUUUGGACCAAUGAGACAUGAUAACUCAAGACACAGAGACACCAGGCGACAUUAUUCUCACCCUUAUUAAAAAUUAUUUUAGCUUUUCUUUCUUUCAAGUAAGUUAGGGUAUGUAUAUUAUGAAUAUGGAUGUGUCGAUGGAAGAAUUUAUAUCGUUCAAAUAAAGGUUUUUGUACUGGAGGCUUAAAAGAAAUCAAUACAGCAUCAUGGUUGCUUUAAUUUAUAUGUUAUAGCAUCUUUAUGAUAAAUUUAAUGUGCUAUUUUAAAUUUUACGCUAAUUAACAUGAUAUUUUCCAGUGUUACUGCUGCUGCCGUGUUUUAUGUACUAAUUAUUUUAAUGGUUUUAUUUUACAAUUAAAUUAACUAACUUGUUUUUAAAAUGUAGAAAAGGAAUUUUAUUAUAAAGACGAUGUGCAUACAUAUUUUACCUGGCAUCAGGAAAAUUGGAUUAAGACUCGCAUGCUUAUCUGUCUCAGAAUUAGAACAAUCUUAUGAUAUGCUUAUUUUUUAUCAACUCUCAAAAUUAUUCGAGGCCGUGUACUUUUGUACUUUUUUUUACUUAGCGAAAAUUUUAAAUUUUCCUAUUAUUUGGAAAGGGCAGUUAAGGUGACUUUAAAAGAUGCUAAAGUAUUAUUACUAUGUUCAAACAUGUUUAUCUGUAUGUUAAAUUUAAUCUUAUAUCAACUUUUAUUACCGACAGGGCAUCUGCAUAUGGAGUAUAUAAUUAAAUGUUUGGACCAAUUUAAGCCGAAAAGUUUUUUUGCAUAAUGACAACAAGAUUGUUUUAAAAUUAAAAUUCUUUAAACUGUUUUUCUAUGUCUUUGACAUAUUAUUUCUAUUAAGAGCUGCUUUAAUUCUGAUAUAAAUACUUUCAUUUUUAACGUAUUAAAGUUAAAACAAGUGAAAAUCAUUUUAGCAAAUGGGACUAUUUUUUAAAGUACUAGUUUUGAGGUGUAAAUCGCACACCUUUUUUUGUGUGUACUUUUUCUGAACUUCAUUAUAGUUGUAAUAAACUCACAAAAAUUAGUCUGAGCAAUAAAGUUAGCGAGGUUCCAUUUUUAGAACCUUGGACGACAUGACGUGUUUUGUGAUUAUUUCAUUUUUAAUAGACUUUAACAGAAUAAACCUUUUGCACAACUUCCAAUUUCCUUUGUUUUUUUAAAUUUUUGUUUUCUGAAUUUUUAUGAAUUUUUCUCUCAUUUCUUUAUUAUCGUAUAAUGUUUUUGGUACUUCUGAUAACAUCCUCAAAAAAGUUGUUGCAUAUUAAUUACUGUACAUUAUUUUCUAGUUCCAUCUUCUGUAUUAUCCUCAUUGCAAGUUUCUGAAUUUUCAUUGUGUUGUGGGCCUUUUAAAGCCCAGCUGAAUAGGUUAUGUGAACAAACUUGUGUCCUUUUUAACUAUGUUAAUGUCUCUAGUUGAGCAUUUUCUUUGUUUGUGUUCACUCUGCUCAGCAGUUUGUUUCUCAUAUUAUUUUGAUUUCUUAUGCCUUAAGGGAAGAAUUUUUUGCAAAAAUAAAUGUCUUCUGAAAAAUAUUUGCUAAAAUCACUUUAUUCACUAAAAAAUAACACCCAGAAUGGGUCAUGGUAGAAGCAAUUAAGAAAAGAAUUUUAUUGCUAUUUUUUGAUGAUGGAUUGUAAUAUUGUGUGUAUUUAUGAAGGUCCGGAAGGCAAUUGUUAUCCCCAAAUUGAUCUAAUUGCUUCUACUUUCUUGUUGUGGAAAAACAUCUUUGAUACUUCGAAAAGUAAAGAUUUUUUAUGAAAAUAAACUGUAAAUUGAAAGUUCUUUCAUUCAAAUCACGAAUAUAUAUUCCAUUCCAAAUAUAUUUCAUAGAAACCUUUUCAAUAAUUCGCAAACAAUCAAUUUUCCAAAAUUUGCCAGGAAACCCUGUUUUAUAUAAAAAAAAACUACCAAUUUGCAUAAUAAACGAAAAUUUCUUUCCUGAAGGUAAGUAGUUGUUUGCCAACUCCUAACUUCAUUUUUAUCUGUUAUUUUUUUAUAAGUAAUUGUUUUAUGUCAUACUUGUUGUUAUAAUAGUUUUUGUGUAGCAAAAAUUUCACAAUAAGAUGUUCUAUGUUGGAGUGUACUUAGUAUUGUGGACUGGAUAUUACUUUGUUUUGUGUUAUUUCAACCGAAAGCAGUCAGCAGAAUGGGUAUCAAGAAUUGUUGCCUUGACCCAUGCAUUUGUUAUCGCUCGAGGUAUAGAAGUUUGUAUAUUUACCGGACCGUGGCCAUUUGAUAAUUUUGGAGCUGAAAAUACUGUAUGUCAAAACAUUGUUCUUGAAGUUCAAUAUUUACAAAUAUAUGUGAAGUUGUAUUAAAUGUAUUUGUUCCUGUCAUGUAUCUGCAUUUGGUUGGUCCUUCUAUUGUUUUUGCAAUGGUUUAAUAAAAGAGAUGUAGCAUGGAAUUCCCGGAUUGUCUCUCUUCUGCAUGCUGUUAUUGUGUGUCGUUGUUGCGAAUAUUGCUGGUUAACAGAGUCAACAUGGCCGUUCAGCAAUUUUGGUGACGAAGUUACAUCGUGCCAGUCUAUUCCAAUGUUGAUUACUGCAACUUAUUUUGUUUACGAUAGUUUUGUUUGUUUUUAUCUCAAAGAAGACUUGGUGAUUGUUCUUCACCAUUUUAUUGCUGGUACAGUGGUUUUAUUUAGCUGGUAUGUGUCGAAAUCUGGUCCUGAAAUUUUGCUUGCCAUAUGGACAUCAGAAUUAACAAAUCCUAGUUUGAAUUUAAGAUACUGGUUGAGUGAGACUGGUAACGAUAAGGGUUUGUUUUCUCUCUUAAACGAUGUUUUGUUUUUUACUGGCUUCCUGCUUCUUCGUUUUGGUGUUGGUACAUAUAUGAUAUAUGAGUUAUAUUACUCUCAAAAUUCUUUGCUUUUAGUUAAGCUAGGAAGUGUAUUAUUUUACAUUUUAAAUAUUUGGCUGUUGCAUCAAAUGUUAUGUGUAAUUAGGGAUAUGGUAUUUAAAAACACUUUACCAACUAAAGACAAAACGUUGUAAUAGCUUGUAAUUAGCUCUCCUGAGUAAACCUUUUUUACGCCCCAAAAUAUUCUAAAUUUUUUUUAAAUUUAUUUCUAAAAGGUUGUAUCACCGAAGGUUUUAUUUAGCUUAACAAGUCUCCUUUUUAAAAAUAUUUUGGAAAUUUCUAAAGAAGGAAACUGCUCUAUGGAAUUUAUGAGUGUAUGUAUGUAACAUUUUUUCAACUAAUCGCCCUCAACAAGUUAUUCUUAAUAUUCUCAAUUUUGUUACUCGGAACAACUGUUGAUAGGGAUUAAAAAAAAAGGUUGUAGAAGUUACGAGUUUUUUUAACAUAGAUUAUUGUGUAGUUUAUACUAUUUUAGAAUUUGCCUACAUUUUUUGAGUGAACACUUUUGCUGGUGUGAAAUGUGUACCAGCACAAAGUGGUAGAUUGUACUUUUGAUAAUAAGAAUUUUGUAACAAUAGCAUUGCACUGGCGCUGGUAGCGUUGUUAUUUUCAAUUUUGUGCAAAUUUUUUAAAUUUUAUUUCCCAAAUUUUAAUCAAUACAUUAGUUGUAUGCAAUAUGUAAAUCCAGUGAAUUAUUACAACUUAUUGAUCAAGUGCUAUACAUUCUGUUGUUUCCUACAUCAUUUGGUAGCGAAAUUAAAAUUAAGUUGAAAGAAUUAUUUUUUAAAAAAUAUUGCUUUUAUUGUUAUAGCGUAUUUAUAUAUAGUAUGUAUUAUAUAUGUUAUAUAUUUAUGUUUAGUAUGCAUAUUUUCUUCUCUUUUUAUAUUUUUAAGUCGACUUUGUUUAUUUUAUCUCUGUUAUAUAUGUCAUGAAAUGUGUUUAUGAUUCACAAAGAUAUUUUUUGUAUAUUAUAUAUAUAUAAUAUUUUAUGUAUAAUUUUUUUACUAUUAAACUGUAAUAGACUAACAGGGAUAUGAAGUCGUGUUCCAUUUUUUGCGGGUUUUUUUCAAAUUCCAUUUGAUCGAGUAAUGUAAGCAAGAAAAAUAAAUUUUCACAAGUAACAAAAAAUUGUGUCGACAUUAUCAGGAAGGUUAUGUGUGAAAGUUACAUGGCUGCCAUUUUGAAAACUGUACACAGCAAUGGUUACAAACUGAAGUGUAAAAAAUUCAGGCUUUGUUUAAUUUACCUAAAGCUCAAAAGUAUUGACAAAAUACAUUUAGAUUUGUGUACUAAUGUAGAAUGUGGCUAAUUAUUUUUGUAUCAAAUUCGAUACUUUGUGUGUUAUUAUCAAAAACGUUGUAACAACGUUUUUAAUCUUUAAUUUAUUUUCAAAGAUAAUUGUUCCUAUACUAUACAUGUAUUGCUUGGUAAAAAUGACACAUUUUAAUUAAUAAAUAAUUGUUUAUGUGGUGGAUAUGAAAAUAGAGUUUUUAGUUACACCCAUAACCACACCUACUUAUAUGAAUUCUUUAGAAUUCCAUUUUUGUUUUACUAAACUUGUGUGCUGUUGAUGUAUUUCGAGUAGGACAUGCAUGCUAUUAUUGAAGUUUUGUGAGUUUUUACUGUGGUGAACUAUAUUUUAUUGCAAGGCAUGUUAGAAUAUGUUUAUGUACAUUUUUUCAAGUGUGUAUCUAAUAGCUGCUUUGUAAGCACGAAUGUGCGUGUAACCUUAUUUUUGGAUUACUUAAGCUUUUUGUAUUACUUAUAGCGUUUUUAUAGUAAUGGAUGCUUCAAUUUUCAAAUUAGACUUAAAUCCCCAAAGGAAUGGAAAAUAUGCGUUUCUGGCUAUUACAACAUCGCGCACCUUGAAAAACGACAGUUUUUUUAUUAAGUAACAUUAAAAAAUAAGAUUUUAUUCUGGUGUAAUGUAUUAUGUUACUGUAGCCAGCUAAUUUUUAUGCUUGCUAUGGUCUAGAAGAGUAAAGGCUGACUGUGUUCGUUUUUAUUAAAUUUGUAUUUAUACGAUAUAUUUUUGACUUUAUGGCGUCAAUAAAAUAUGCUAUUACAUGGUUUGA
Hydractinia symbiolongicarpus is the source of this 6245-nucleotide messenger RNA. Its product is annotated as RNA-binding protein 7-like. Gene Ontology annotation, molecular function: single-stranded RNA binding. The record is from RefSeq and is a predicted model, not a curated record. The transcript is spliced from 4 exons. Gene Ontology annotation, cellular component: nucleus. Lineage: Eukaryota; Metazoa; Cnidaria; Hydrozoa; Anthoathecata; Hydractiniidae. Gene Ontology annotation, biological process: regulation of alternative mRNA splicing, via spliceosome. The coding region runs from base 581 to 1381 and encodes 266 amino acids.